Eriocheir sinensis (Chinese mitten crab) is the source of this 3797-nucleotide messenger RNA. Its product is annotated as nephrin-like. NCBI's taxonomy places the organism in Eukaryota, Metazoa, Arthropoda, Malacostraca, Decapoda, Varunidae. The coding region runs from base 12 to 3032 and encodes 1006 amino acids. The record is from RefSeq and is a predicted model, not a curated record. Gene Ontology annotation, molecular function: protein binding. The transcript is spliced from 15 exons.
ACGCCUCGGCAAUGGCUGUGGUGCAAGAGAAGGCGCGUCUCCCUUGUGACGUCACCUCCAAUCUGGCCAAUGACAGGGUGGUCCUCAUCCUGUGGUACCGAGGCUCCGCCGGCACCCCCAUCUACAGCUUCGACGCCCGCGGCAGCACCAUCGAAAACGGGAAGCACUGGGCGGAUGAACACCUGCUGGGGCGGCGGGCGUACUUCAGGCUCCACCCAGGACACUCCCGGGGCGGCGCCUCGUCCCCCGGGGCCCACCUAGAGCUCUUCCCCGUCCAGGACCGUGACGAGGCCAUCUACCGCUGCAGGGUUGACUUUCUACUCUCUCCCACCAAGAACACCAUCGUCAACUUCACCGUCAUCAUCCCUCCCAACAAGCCGGAGAUAUACAACGAAACUGGCCACCUGGUAUCAGGGAAGAACGGAGCAUCGAUCAUCGGCCCCUACAAUGAAGGUUCCUCGCUCUACCUCACCUGCAGGGUCUCAGGAGGCCGCCCCACGCCAACGGUGCAAUGGCGGGUGAACGACGAGGUGUGGCCCUCCGAGGAGACGCAGGAGCCCGAGGGGGUCACCAAGGUGACGCUGCGGGUGACGGAACUCAGCCGGCGACACCUCCACGCCGUCUUCGAGUGCCGCGCCACCAACUUCAACGACUCCUCGCCCAUCUCCGCCACCGUCACCCUCGACAUGAACUUCCAGCCCAAGAACGUGACCAUACUGAGCGGCAGCGGGAGCCUGAGCGCCGGGACGGAGUACGAGCUGGUGUGCCAGUCAUGGGGCUCGCGGCCGUCAGCCAUCAUCAGCUGGUGGAAGGGCGGCACCACGGCUCUCAAGGACGCCCUCAUGACGACCUCCCCGGACAGCAACGUGACCACUUCGAUCCUCAAGUACCGCGCGGAGAUGACCGACAGCGGGAAGUACCUCACCUGCCGGGCUAUCAACCAGCACAUCCCGCAAUCUGCCCGCGAAGACGGACUGAGGCUUAACGUGCAUUACAAGCCCGUAGUGACGCUUCAGAUGGGCAGCAACCUGGACCCGGACAACAUCAAGGAGGGCGACGACGUGUACUUCGAGUGUCACAUCAACGCCAACCCCGACGUGCAGAAGGUCCUUUGGUACCACAACGGCGGCCCCGUGGAGCACCGCGUCACCAAGGGCAUCAUCCUGCAGAACCAGACCUUGGUGCUGCAGAACAUCCGGCGGGAGGCGGCGGGGCUGUACACGUGUGCCGCCGUCAACAUCGAGGGGGAGGGAGAGAGUCAGCCCGUCAAUCUGCGAGUCAAGUACAAGCCAUACUGCCGCCGCCACAGCAAGACCAUCUACGGCACGGCGCUGCACGAGCCGGCCAGCGUCACCUGCGAGGUGGAGGCCAGCCCGGGCCCCGUCACCUUCAGGUGGACCUUCAACAACACCUCGGAGCACCUGCCCAUCCCGGCCUCCGCCGUCACCUCACAGGAUCUCGUGUCGGUGGCCAGCUACGCUCCCAAGAGCCACCUGGACUACGGAACGCUGCUCUGCUGGGCCUUCAACAGCAUCGGCGAGCAGAGUGUGCCGUGCGCCUUCGCCAUCAUCGCCGCGGGACCCCCCGACCCCCCCAAGAACUGCUCCAUCGCCAACCGCACCACCGACACCAUCUGGGUGGACUGUAUAGCAGGAUUCGACGGCGGACUCCCGCAGACUUUCUUCAUGGAGGUGUACGACUCCACCACCGGGGCGCUGCACAGCAACAUCUCCUCCUCGGAGCCGGCGUUCCAGGUGACGGCGCUGCGGCCCGGCCUGUCCUUCCUCAUGGUGACCUACGCCGCCAACGCCAAGGGCAGGAGUGACGUGGCACAGCUGGAGACGUUCAUGCUGAAGGUGGCUGAAAAGCGAACAGGACCGCCGGCGCUUUUCGAGUUCACACCUGUCCUAGGCAUCCUGAUCGGCGUCGUGCUCGCCUUCGUCCUCUCGGCGCUGGUCGUGAUGGUCGUGAUGAAAAUGCGCAAAAGGACCCCUAGAGGCGAUUGCAGCGCGCCCAACGACGAGCUCAAGGGGGACCUGGAGAACAAACCCUUGAACGUGGGGAUGCUGACGGCGCGGGCGAAGGAGGGCACGAGCGGGGCCGAAGCGGAAGACAACGACCCUGACAUCAUUCCACAUAAGACCGAAGUACUGACCUACCACCCCGGCUACGACAGUAUAGACAGAGGGGGCCACGGGGGCGCUGGCACGGGGGAGGGGCCGCCCAACGUUCGCACUCUGCCCCGAACGCAUAACCAGUCCACUCUCGGAGGCCCUACACUAACCUAUGUGGAGCUGCCGUUACCCAGAGACGCCCAGCCAGGUUACCAGGUCAGUGCCACUGACCUCUGUCUCUUCGCCGCCAAGAGGAGGAGUGUUUACCUUGGUGCCACCAACAGUAGGCCCUCCUCACCCUCAGGCGCCACCACAAACGUUGACCCUGCUACUGUACAGUCCACCUCCCCCUCCUCUUCCAUCAUCCCCGCUUCCCGGAGCACUCCAGCCGGCAGUGCGGGUCUGCCUCUGGUCCAUGCGAGCAUGGACCAUGACACCUACACCUUGUUGAUUCCUGUGCAAGGAAACAAACUUCCCGUCACGCCGUCAAGCUUGCUGAGCGCGGCGAACCCCAGGAGCUCAUCAUCUGCCGUCUCCAUCCCACCUUCCACUCAGGCGGGCGAGAGGCAAGAUGUCUUAUUGCCUCGAACUCUCCCGAAGCCACAGAUGACCUCGAUGUCCCGGCCCAGGAGCAUGGCCAGCAUCCCUUCAGACCUAAGGACGCCAGCGUCAACUACUAACAUCUAUGCCACAACGGAGCGUCGCAGGAACGCCAACAAACACAACACUCUAGCCAAGUCCAUCAAUCGUCGGAGCUUACAAUCACCAACGGAACUCAUGGACAGCAGAAUAACGUCACGAACGUCACUGCUUGCGCCCCAGACCCACGUGACGGUGACUCGUGCGCCGCAAACCGCUGAACGUAUUCCAGUGUCACGCUCCUCGAUACUAAGAAUACCAACUGAAAGUGCAGUGUAGACUCAUGGUGCGGGCCGCUUGCUCAGUCCAUCAGCUUUGUCAGUCAGGAAACUGUGCAGCAAGAACGAUAAUGGUCAGUAUUUCAGAUUCUGAAAGAAUGUCUAUCAGUACAUGUUCCUUGCGACUUUGAUUCUUCUACGCGUGUGUGUGUACCUUAGUGUGUUAGCUACGUGAAUGAUGCCGUUCUUCAGAAAAGCUUUAAUAUAUUUGUAAGUGAUUUAUUUGUACGGGAGCAGAUGGCUGACUGACCAGUCGUGAAUGUCCUUGUGUUCUCUUCAUAAAUGGACCAUAUUUUUGGAAUAUACGUCAUUGUUAGUAGUGAUAAAUAUUUAUCACCGAGAGACACGCUACUUUCAGCCACGAUCAUCUGAACCGGAGGCAUCCAGUGUUUUGUUGUAAACCGAACAAUUGACUGUGGCGUCCCCGUUGCCAUGGAGACCACCAACUCACGGAAACAGGUCUAAGACAACCACAUAAUGGAGGCUUCCAUGUACAUAUUAGUCAGAGAUUUUUAUAAGUAGAGCGUAUAGAGGCAACUUUCCUUAUAGGUGUAGUCAGUGUGUACUAACAACAAAAAAAUAAUGAAUGGUUUUAAAUGUUGAUUGUUUUCCGCAACGCUCAUGCUCACCGAGGCUGCUCCCCGACGCGGGGCUGGGGGCGGGGCACGGGCUGCCUCCCCACCCACCCCGCGCUGGCAUACACACACACACACACACACACACACACACACACAUACACACACACACGGUCACACACACACACACA